Molecule: messenger RNA, 3057 nt
Organism: Acanthoscelides obtectus
Lineage: Eukaryota; Metazoa; Arthropoda; Insecta; Coleoptera; Chrysomelidae
Source: the annotation of a GenBank genome assembly
CGAUUUCAAACAAUCUAAAAGCUGAAAGCACUUCACCGCCGGCGGCAUAUUUUCCUCGAGACAACGUACAUAAAGUCGCACAUGUUCGCGCAAUAUUUUAUAAAUAAAAUCGCAUCUCGCCUUGAAUGAGUGGGGAUCGGAUGAGAGCGAAUGAGGCACGAUGUUUAAAUUAGAGUGGAGAUCAUGCAUCGCGGAAUGAUGUUCGGCCGUAUGAUCAAUCAAUCAUAGUGACCUCCGCGAACAUUGUUUUUGCAAACGCGCGUUGACAUAUUUCGCAAUGGGUUGCGGAAGUGUUUCACUGAAGAUUCUGAACGGGAUAUGCUUAUUUUGGUUUACGGUUGCUGGAAUCGGCUUGGCAGUUUACGGUGGUAUCACUACGUAUCUGAUCCUUCUCACUAACAGUCAGCAGGUUAUCGCUGAGUACGGAACUGUUAUACCCUCGGUGCUGACGGUGAUACUAGGCACGUUCCUCAUCAUCUUCAUCUGUUUGGGCUGCUGCGGCAUAUGCAGGGAGUCCAAGGGAUGUUUGGAAACGUACUCAGCAUUUCUGUUACUACUAGCGCUAGCUCAUCUAGCAAUAGGAGGAUACUGCGUGUACACCUAUCAGAACUCCACCGAGUACACGUCCAGUUUACGCCUUCAGAUGGCGCUGGACGUAAUGAAAAAUGUCGAAAACUAUAAAAGUAAUCCUGGUGCGAUGGAUGGCGUACAGUUUUGGUUCACUUGCUGCGGAGCCAACGGUCCUAGUGAUUACAACCGGUUAGGCUUACGCGAUCUGCCCCACGACAAUGCUUAUCCAGGAUCCUGCUGUACCAAUGGUAAAAUUUGCAGCAGGGACGCUGGAGAUCUGCAUACUACUGGCUGUGCUGAGUUAGUUUAUGAAUUUACACAAGUUACCAAUAUUUUUUUGGGAUAUUUGUCACUUGCUGUCGGAGCUACCGAGAUAUUGGCAGCGCUUCUCGGAAUCUGCCUAUCAUGCUGUAUAUGGAGAAAAUACAGAUCCCACUGGAGAUAAGUAGGUCGCAGCAGCAGAGGAUGGAUCGAUAGGGGAGGAUAGAGCAUAAUUGGGCCUCGGAGGAGCGCCGCGAUGCAUCUACAAUCUAAAUUGGAAGCACCAUUCGAAGAUCUACGACGACAAUAAUAAACGCGAAAUAUUUUUACUUGGACUACUUUUGUAGUCAGGGCGAUGCGCCAAAUUAUUUAUACAUAAUCGGCCAAAGACUUUUUUGUACGAAGAUUGAAACGCACAAGCUGUUGGAGAAGUUGUUUUUUAAGAUUUAGGUUAAAAGGAGGGAGUUGUUUCUUAUAGGUUUGAAGUUCAGGACAACACAGAACAAACUAUAAUCUAUUACCCAAUAAUUUAUUUUUAGUUAACUGAAUCUUAUUCGUAUUGAAAUUUUUCGAAAAUAUAUUAUUUAUAUUAAACUUCUAUAUUAGGAAAAGGCAGUAGACAUGACUUUUCGAUUCAGUUGUAGACCUAAGGGUUUCCAGGUGGUAAAACAGUGAAAUAGCUAAUAAGAACAUCUGUAUAUAUUCAAUAUUCUUUGUAAAUGUUCAAGGUUCAGAUCCCUAGACGCGCAAAAAUUGGUACUGAAGGGCAUUUUGAUGUUUGUACAGUAAAUAAAGCAGAAAGGGAUUUGCUGCUUGAAAUGUCAUGGAAGGACAAAGAGAACCAACCGCAAAUUGAGAAACUUUAGUCAUAUACUAAUAUAGGGAAGAUGAGCGUAAGGGAUCGUUUACCACUGUGCAUUAGGAGUAACGAAAGACGAGAUGUGAUACUCUCCUCUAUUUUGGAGCUGUUGACGAUUUUUCAGAGUUAAUCAGGAUAAUGCAAAAAUAAGACACGUGUUAGCCCAACUGCUUUUUAUAAUCAAUAAUAUCGCCACUUCGGUUGAUGUAAACACACCCUCGCCGAUUAUGCAUACUCAUCAAAUACAAGCUAGUGAGAUGGCGCGUGAAAGCCUUACAGGGUGCCAAUAUUCCUGCGUCUAAAAAAUAUGCGAGAUCAUCAUCUAUGCGAAUUUUUCACAGCUGUGCUUUUUCUCUUCGCACCAAAUAGAAGCCUACUUCAAAAGGUGUCUCAUAGAUUGUGCUGUAUCUCACUGUAUUAGCAUGUAGCUUAUAUUUGGCUACAGCGCCAUCUACGAGACACUAACAUUUCCUAAGUAGGUUUCUAAUUAGUGCGAGGAGGAGAAACAUGGCUGUGACAAAUUCUCAUGGAUGACGAUACAGUAUCUCAUUGUAUCACGGAUAAUUUUUUGGACGCUGGCAGUAUUAGUUUCGUUAUUUUCAGGUAGAAUACAUCAGUAUCGUUUUUAUAUCCAAGUUUAUGUCCAGAAUUUAAACUUAAGCAAUCCUUUAGAGAGCAUAACAAACAGCAAAUACAUUAACAAAGAAAUAUCCAAACCUGCAUACCAUACGAUAAUCAUAGCCUAUUUUGCUCUAUAUUAUACUCAAUAACAUCCCAUUUCAAAUCUUUAUUUACUACAUUUUCUGCAUUUGAAGAACACUUGUCUCAAAUGGAAUAAGCAGGUUUUAGUUAGAAAAAGGAAAUGAAGUAUUCUUUUCAAAACAUUAAAGUCACUUCACAUAGCCAUCAUCAUAAUCAUCGAUUUAUUUUUUAGCACAAUAAGGUAAAGUACAUCAUUAAAAUGAUGAAACACGCAGUAAACACUAGUUGAUAUCUUUUUACUAAAUCAUAUCCUCAAAAGCAUCAAUGAUCAUUUUUAUUACUACUUUGUCGUUGUUGUUACUACAAGAGGUCUAAAUACCUACCUGUUCAUGAACUUUUAAACAAUAUUGAGUUCUUCCAAUGCUUACAAUAUAUCUUAUUAUACGUCAUAUAAUACCUGCCUCACGCUAAACGAUAUGUGAAUCUAUGUACUUAAGCACACUCUAAGAUUAUCUCUUAUACAUACAACUAAAGGCUAACAAAGAUGCACGCAGAAAUAUUUAAAUAUACUCAACGAACGGUAAACUUUUGCUACACUGGACCCGUAUGUUAUGAACUGUAAAGUUUAAUACUGUUAUUGAAAUAUAGAGCCUUUAAAGCCGCUA